Messenger RNA from Erigeron canadensis, 1053 nucleotides. Its product is annotated as glutathione S-transferase L3-like. Bases 104 to 811 code for a protein of 235 amino acids. Gene Ontology annotation, molecular function: glutathione transferase activity. The record is from RefSeq and is a predicted model, not a curated record. The transcript is spliced from 10 exons. Lineage: Eukaryota; Viridiplantae; Streptophyta; Magnoliopsida; Asterales; Asteraceae.
AAUAACUCUCUCUAUAUCUUCGACGAGUACUACUUUACUGAUCACACCGUUGUUAUCUGUUAACAUCCAUUAAUUUCUUGAACAAUCAAUCUCACAACUCAUAAUGCCUGCUUCAAGUGUAAUAGAGGUUCGUCCACCAGUGUUGGAUGCUUCUUCUGAACCACCUCCUCUCUUUGAUGGAACAACUAGGUUAUAUACCAACUUCCAGUGUCCCUUUGCACAACGUGUGUGGAUUACCAGAAAUUAUAAGGGACUACAAGAUAAGAUCAAGCUCGUGCCAAUAGACCUUGCUAAUAGACCUGCUUGGUAUAAGGAGAAAGUUUACCCGGAGAAUAAGGUACCAGCUCUUGAACAUAACAACAAGAUCAUUGGGGAGAGCCUGGAUUUGGUGAGAUAUUUAGAUGAUCACUUUGAAGGGCCUGCAUUGCUACCAAAUGACCCUGCCAAAAGAGAAGUUGCCGAGGAGCUAUUGACAUACACCGACACAUUCAACAAAACGGUGUUAACUUCAUUUAAAGGAGACGCUAAGAAAGAAUCUGGGGCUGCUUUCGAUCACUUGGAAUCAGCUCUUCAGAAGUUUGAAGGCCCGUUUUUCCUUGGAGAAAUCAGUUUGGUGGACUUUGCUUAUAUUCCUUUUGUAGAAAGGUAUCAGACAUUCUUACAUGAAGUAUUCGGCUAUGAUAUUCUCUCAGGCAGACCAAAACUAACAACAUGGAUAGAGGAACUCAACAAGAUUGAUGCGUACACCCAGACAAAAGCUGAUCCUGAAUACUAUGUUCCGUUAUACAAAAAACGCAUUAUGGGUCUCUGAAGUUGAGGUUUACUAGAUGCACCCAUAAUAAUCCAUCAAAAUGACAUUUUAUGUAAGAAGGUGAAUAAAGUUGUUUACGUCAACAACUACUCUCGGGUCUGAUAGAGGUUUGAGUUUGAUACAUAUGAUGGAUUAACAUGUGGUCUUGUACUUUUAUGCUGUAUGUAUGUAUGAAGAUUGUGUAAUGUAUAAGUGCACUCUAGAGUGUCAAUUGCAAAUGUUAUUUUCUGAAUUUCUGUGAA